Messenger RNA from Pieris napi, 2697 nucleotides. RefSeq names its product serine/threonine-protein kinase PRP4 homolog. Lineage: Eukaryota; Metazoa; Arthropoda; Insecta; Lepidoptera; Pieridae. Gene Ontology annotation, biological process: peptidyl-threonine phosphorylation; peptidyl-serine phosphorylation. Gene Ontology annotation, molecular function: protein serine/threonine kinase activity; ATP binding. The transcript has 3 exons. The coding region runs from base 982 to 2664 and encodes 560 amino acids. The record is from RefSeq and is a predicted model, not a curated record.
CAAAUUACAAUCAAAAAGUAAUGGCUAACUUUUUGGCAAUAAAACAAAACUAAAGUACAGUAAUUUUUGGGUUUAACGUUAGGUACCUAUAUUAUUUCUUUAUUAGUUUAUUGACAAAUUUGUUACUAUUAAUUUUUGUUAUAUGUACACGGUUGAUUUCUAUCAAUCUCCGGUAAACUUAAGUUAUACGGCGUAUAUAUGAGGAUACGCGAUUUAAACAAUAAUUAUGGCCUGAUUAGUACAACUAUUUAUGAAUGCAGAUAGUAACACUAUAAGAUUUGAAACAAAAUAGGUAAGUCUUGCAUGUUUAUAAAUUCUAAAUGUCAAAUAAUUUUUCAUGAAGUUCAAUAUGUAUAUAGACGAUGCGGCCCGUUACAAAUAAACUUGAAUAAAUAACCAAGAAAAAAGCAGAAUGAUUUUAUGAUGUAACGCAGCUUUAAUCUCUCCGAAUGUGCCUGAACCUCGUCAAAACUGACAAACUGGGUUAUCAUUAUACUAACGAAAUCUUUAAAUGUUUUUCUUAUAUUCCAGAUUGUACUUCUGAGGCCAUGUAGUGUAUAUUUUCAUUAAUAUGUUAUCGGCUUCAACAUUUAUAAAAGCUUAUGGUGAAAUUGGUUUUAUAAAUAUUGAGCAACUACAGAAGAGUUGUUCAAGAAUAACUCAUAACAUUUUAGUAGCACACUUAUUAUGAGCUUAAAUAUGAAAAUCAAGAAAUUAUUACUUUAAAACAUUUUUCAUAAUAUCUGUGCUAUAAAAAAUGUUCAUUUCUUUGGGACGAAAAGGAUGAGUAAAAGAAUUACACUUUGUUUUGUAUAACAAUGGAUGGAAAAGUAAAAUGAGUAUGCAGCCAACCCUUAAAAUGGCAACUUACAUAACAGCAACAUGAAAAGUCGAUCACUUAGUAAUGUUGACACAUCAGAUGUCGAGAUUGGGUGGAAAUAUUAGGUGACCAUACGAAACAAAAUUUCUUCAUUAAAUAAUAUGGCAGAUCAUCACAGAAAAUACUCAAAACAUAGGACAGAUUCAAAGAGAGAUAAAAGUGCAAAAAGGAGUAAAGAUUCUAAACACCAUCUAAAUGAGUCUAGAACACCACCAUAUUCAUCUAAAAAUAAUUCAAUUGAUGAACUGAUAAAACAGCGAGAGACUUUAAAAGAAGAACUUAAGAAAUUCUCAAAACAUUCUAAAUCAAGUUCUAAAAGCAAGCAUGAUGAUCAUGGAAAAAAGCGGUCCAGUUCUGACAAUCUUCAUAAAGAUAAAAAUAGUAAAAGAUCUAAAAGUGAAAAAAACUCCUCUUCCACUGUAUAUGUAGAAUCUUCACCGGUUCAUAACGUGGAUUAUACACAGCUAGACUCGGAAGAUGAAGAAUCUAUCAUUGAGCAAAGAAGACAACAAAGAAAGAGGCUAUUGGAACAACUUACGCAUAGUAAAGUUAUUGCUGAACAAGAGAACAAAACUAAUCAAGAAAAGUGUAUAACAAAACAAGAUAUGCAAGAAACAACAAACUCAAAUGAAAAUAAAACCCAAAUCAAAAGUGAGACAACUGAUAUGUUUGCAGAGGAAGAUUUCAUUGCUAAACAAUUAACUGAUAAAGUAACUCAAGACAAUAGCAAAAAUAGCAUUCAACUUACGGACAAUUGGGAUGACGAAGAGGGUUAUUAUAAUAUUAAAAUAGGAGAUAUUAUUAACAAUAACAGAUACACCAUCAAAUCUCUAGUGGGACAAGGUGUGUUUGCAAAUGUCAUCAGGGCUCAAGAUACCAAAACUAACACUGAAGUUGCAAUUAAAAUUAUGAGGAACAAUGAUUUAAUGUACAAGACGGGCUUAAAAGAAAUAGCAACACUAAAAGAAAUGAAUACAGCAGACCCAACAAAUAAAUAUCAUUGUGUUAAGUUAGAUUGCCACUUUAUGCACAAAAAACACCUUUGUUUGGUCUUAGAAUCUCUUCAUAUGGACUUAAGAGUGGUUUUAAAGAAAUACGGUAGACAUGGGCUGAACAUAAAAGCCCUCAACAGUUAUUCUGUGCAAUUAUUACUAGCCUUGAGACUUCUUAAGAAAGUCGGAUAUAUCCAUGCAGAUAUUAAGCCUGAUAAUAUUUUAGUAAAUGAUAGAAAAAAUGUUUUAAAGUUAUGUGACUUUGGUUCAGCAUUUAAAGUAGAAGAGAAUGAGCCAACACCAUACUUAGUCUCGAGAUUUUACAGAGCUCCAGAAAUUAUUUUAGGCAUAACUUAUAACCAUGGUGUGGAUAUAUGGUCGACUGCCUGCACCAUGUACGAAAUGGCAACAGGAAAAAUAUUAUUCACCGGCAAUUCUAAUAAUAAAAUGCUGAAAUGUUUCAUGGAUCUUAAAGGAAGAAUUCCCACGAGACUUCUUAAAAAAGGAAAAUUUAAAGACCAACACUUCAAUUAUAACAACAACUUCUUAUAUCACAGAAAAGACGAAUUUUCCGGAAGAGAAAAAUGUGAGGAAGUGUCUAACAUUACAAUUGGAAGAGACCUUCUGAAAGAAAUAAAAAAAGCUAGAAAAGAAAUGACACCCGGCGAAGAAAAAAAGAUUGGACAACUUAAAGAUCUUUUGGACAAAAUGUUAAUGUUGGAUCCUGCUCAGCGAAUAUCUGUCAAUGAGUGUUUAAAACAUCCCUUCAUUCGAGAAGAAUUGCAUUACUAAAUUGCUCAAACAAAAAUAAACUAUUUUUUUCUA